AUGGCGCAGCCACUGCCCUUGUCCACCAUCCUGCGGCACCCGCUCGCCUCGAAGCGGUGCAUGAUGAUAUUCCAUCAGAACGGCGAGGAGACAAUGGAACUGUUCGAGCUGCUCUCCCGCUACGAGGCUGUCGGUCCGAUCGGUCAGGGCAGCUACGGCUAUGUCUGCUCCGCCCGCGAUAACGACCUUGUAGAGAGGUUCCAGGCAAAGCCGCCAGAGGAGUACGAGGACGCCUCGCUAACAUUGGAGGAGCGGGAGGAGGUUUACGACACGAACACCCUCGUCGCCAUCAAGAAACUGCGUCAGCUUUUUGAAAACAACCAACCGCGUAUGUGGCUGUGCGCCACUCGGGAGAUACAGCUCAUGAUGGCGUUCCAGCACGACAAUGUCAUGUCGGCGACGGACUUCUUCAUUCCCCUCGGCGGUGUGGAGAUGAUGACGUACGACUCCAUCUUGCAGCUUCAGCACACCUUCGACGGCGUCUACGUAGUUAUGAAAAAGAUGGACUACACGCUGCGCGAGGUGCUCGACUCCACCAUCGUGACGGCGGCGGAGCUGGCGCCGGGGUACGAGACGUGGCUGCGACGUGUGAAGCUUUUGAUGGCGAACUGCGGCAAGGUGAACGCAGAUGUCCGUAGCACCUCGUCCCCUGUGCCGGCGUCGUGCCUGAACGCACAGGCAGGGGCGCAAGGUGAGGAUCAGGCCACAGCCGCGCUGCAUAACAGCACGGAGCAAAGUCGUAGCGGUGGCAGAGUAGAUGUUGGGGACGAGGCUGGCGCUCCUGUGUGUUGCCCGCUGACAACGGUCGCCCUCCACUCCCUCACCCGCGACUACCGCAAGUUUAUUCUGUACCAAAUAUUCCGCGGUGUCGGCUACCUUCACCUGUGCCCCGUAAUCCACCGCGAUCUGAAGCCGGAGAACAUCAUGCUCGACCGCAGCUACGGCACCCGCAUCACGGACUUCGGCCAGGGCCGCGAUGUCGGGCUCAACGCGACAACCGACUACGUGCAGACAGUGCUGGACAACUGCACCCAGUGGUACGCUGCGCCAGAGACGCUGACAGUCGCCAUCAAUAGCCCGAUGGGCUUCAUCGACCACGACAGCUUCCACGGCGUCGAUGUCUGGUCCAUCGGGUGCAUUGCAGCUGAAAUGCUGAUCGGCCGCCCCCUCUUUUACACCACCUCGAUGGGCGGGAAGUCCCAGCUGCUGAGUAUUUUCCGCGUGCUGGGCGAGCCGUCGGCGAGCGCCAUCGAGUCUAUCGCCGAAUACCGCGAUAAGGAGACGAGAGAGCUUUUCAUGAACUCCAUCAAGAAACUGGUGAAGAACGCACCACCGUCAAACACCAUCACGCCGCCGCUAGCGGAGUUCCUGCGGAGCCCUUACGGCGACGAGGACGAGGAUGAGGUGGGUCUCAUCAUUGAUUGCCUGCGCUGGGACCCGCGGGAGCGCAUCACGAUCCAGGCAGCGCUGCAGAACCCGUUCUUCACAAAGGAUGGGUACGACCCAGUGAUCGACCCCGAAGACACGGCCAAGCGCGUGCCCUCGGUGCGACCCGAGGACAUAUCAGAACCCGUGAGCGGGCGGGCGUUCUUGUGGAACCUCUUCCUCGAGCGCCAUCCGGAGGUGAAGGAGCUGUGGAACUCCCUCGUGGCUAAACACGAGGAGGAGCUGAAGGUGAAGAAGGCGGCGGGCAAUACCUAG
Leishmania major strain Friedlin is the source of this 1701-nucleotide messenger RNA. RefSeq names its product putative protein kinase. The record is from RefSeq and is a predicted model, not a curated record. The coding region runs from base 1 to 1701 and encodes 566 amino acids. The transcript has a single exon. Gene Ontology annotation, biological process: protein phosphorylation; intracellular signal transduction. NCBI's taxonomy places the organism in Eukaryota, Euglenozoa, Kinetoplastea, Trypanosomatida, Trypanosomatidae. Gene Ontology annotation, cellular component: nucleus; cytoplasm. Gene Ontology annotation, molecular function: ATP binding; protein serine/threonine kinase activity.